AUGCGAGCGAAUGCCAAUGCGCAGGGCAGCAACACAGGAGCAGAUCCAUUUAGCAGCCUGUCGCCAGAGCACGAGAAGGUGCUGAAAGAUUUAUGGGCUCGGCUCUUGGAUGUAUUUGCCCAGAACCAUGAGCGAUCAGAUGAGCUCGAUCGACUAGGAGGGCCACACACCGCUCGCACAGGACAAGAGCUCACAGCGAAUUCAGAUUCUAAAGAUUCGGGGAAAAAACACAAGGAAUCCCAGCAAGUCCAAGAAUAUCGGGCUGUGAAUGACGCUAUCCGCAAAUAUGGUGGCAGACAUCUACAGCAGAUGUUUUGGCGCACGGUCAUGAUGGAUGCACCGGAUCACUUGAUGCUCCGGUUCUUACGUGCGCGUGACUUUAAUGUCAACAGCGCGCUUGGAAUGCUUGUAGGAGCACUGCAGUUUCGGCUGGAUGUGGGUGUGGAUGAGCUCAUCUAUCAGGGUGAGCUCGGACUCCGGAAUGUCAAAGGGUUCCUGGAACAGUACCGUAACCGCAUCUCAUACAUUGAGGGAAGCACAGACCAGCACGAGAUGCCGAUUUACUUUAUUCAUGUGGCGCGCCAUUUUACGAAUGCGCAGCCGCUCGAAACGAUGCAGAAGUUCUUGAUUCUUGCCUUGGAGAAUACACGCCUUUUGUGCACGCCACCGAUGGAGAAGUCGAUCCUUGUGUUUGAUUUGCAAGGAUUCGGCUUGAAGAAUGCCGACUGGCACACAAUUUUUUUCAUUGUCAAAUGUCUUGAGGCGUAUUAUCCAGAGUCCAUUCAGCGUCUGUACAUUCAUUGUGCACCCUGGAUUUUCCGUGGCAUUUGGUCCGCGCUGCAACCCAUGUUGAACGCCAAUGUACAGUCAAAGAUCAAAUUUACCACCAGUGUGAAGGAGCUAGAAGAAACGAUCCCUCGUUCACACCUUCGAGCUGAUAUGGGUGGCACCAUUCAGGGCGAAUGGAAGUACGUUGAGCCAGAGGAGAAUGAGAAUGACCUUCUGAAAGACACCGAGACACGGGAUCUCAUCCAAAAAGAGUUUAUAUGCUUGCAAGACAAGUUUGAAGAAGCAACGCGCCACUGGUUGGACGGUGCUCCGGACGCAUCUCACAGACGCGACGUGUUGACGAGACAGUUGCGUCUCAAAUACUACCAACUUGCCCCAUACGUUCGUGCUAGGACCGUGUAUCAUCGGAAGGGUAUCUUGCGCAAUGACUUCCUCAUUCACUGGGAAUAUCCCCAAAUGAACGGCAACAUUUUGACACAGGAUGUCAAUGUGAGCGACAAUGUGCCCGCAUUGAUCCAAUGGCUUCGCGAGCACAACGAAGAUACGCUUGAGAACUCGAUCGGCGGUACGAAGAGUCCCUGUGCUGUCGCUCCACACUCAUAUUCAGCACUAGAUGCCGUACAUGCGAUCAAGGCCGAUCAAGGCGCAGGAGAACAUGCUCGUACUGCCGAGAACAGCGCUUCGGCCAGUGAUGGCAAUCGCAAAGAUUCUCAAAACGAUGCAACAGCAAGUGCCUCAUCAGCUGGUGCAGCUGGUGCAGCUGGUAUGGGCAACUUGGCUCACAAUGAAGCCGAUACUCCAGACUCCCACAAGAGAAACUCUAUUCACCGCAAGCCGGUGCCCGCGAUGAACCAAGGCACAGAAGAAACGACGUCAUCAGAGCAUGCACAAUCCCACACGGUGCAGUCUCCGUACCAGCCGCUGGAUGGAUCACGUGGCCAGACUGGCCUCCACGAUGACGUACGGCAGUUGAACCUGAAUGCGGAACACGAAGUAGGCGUGCAGAGCGCUUCAGACGAGGCUUCCUCUGUGCCUUUGGCGAAGCGAAACGAUCUUGAGCCAAGCGAUGCUUCAGCUAGUCGCGAAUCUGUCGCCAGUAGUCCCACAGGAGCCGGAGCGAUGGCUGCUACUGCUAAAGUGGCAGCUGCCGCCACAGUUGGAGCAGCAGCGGGUGCAACAACAGCUGGAGCAGGUGCAGCUGCUGUGGCUGGGGCAAGUCUCGUUGCAGGCACUCUUGGAGCUGUUGGCACAGUUGGAACCACGGGGGCUGCGAUGUGGAGAGACAACAAUCAAGCUGUCUGA
This is a messenger RNA of Malassezia globosa CBS 7966, 2091 nucleotides long. RefSeq lists its product as uncharacterized. NCBI's taxonomy places the organism in Eukaryota, Fungi, Basidiomycota, Malasseziomycetes, Malasseziales, Malasseziaceae. Bases 1 to 2091 code for a protein of 696 amino acids. The record is from RefSeq and is a predicted model, not a curated record. The transcript has a single exon.